AAACAAAACAGAACACAAAAAUGUCUGCUGCCCGUGUAUUGAAUCCCAUGAUCUGCAAAAUCUCCAGCAGUCCAGUGGCUAUGCGUAGCAAUGUGACAUGUGGACGCCAGUUGAAUCGCAUUAAAAGGGAUCUCUUUGGCCCUGCCAAUCCCGUUGAAACCACAAAAAUCUUCAACGAGGAAUUGGAAAAAAGCCAAGAAAGAGCAUCCCGUAAAUGGGGUUUCGACUUCCGCAAUGGUUCACCCUUGUCCGCCAAUUCACAAUACAUUUGGGAACGUGUCUCCACCCAAGAGAAUCAAAAUGCUCCUGAAAUGUUCACCUUGACACGUGCCGCUCAUGUCCGCCCAACCCCUGCACCCAAAUCACAAAUGGAAAUGUUAAUGGAUGAGCGUGCCGAACGUGAAAAUCAACUGAAUUUGUCACAGUCUUCGAUGACCACAGAUACCGACUCCUGCGAUGAUAGCCAAGAUGAAUCCAUGGUUGAAUUCAAAGUCCCUGCUGGACCCAAUAACGCGGAGACCAGUGUCUUUGUGCCACGCAAAACACAUUUACGCAAGAGACAACCUAAAAUUACAGAAUACAUGAAGGAACGCAAACGUUUGGCCCAGACCCCCAAGAAAGUAUCCCCCGCCAAGCGUAUGCGCACCAGCUCCGGCUCCUCAUCAGCGGUCAGUCAUGCUGUCAAUGCCAAUAGCAUAGCAGCGCAUUUCUCGCUAAGAACACGCCAGCAUUAA
Molecule: messenger RNA, 734 nt
Organism: Musca vetustissima
Lineage: Eukaryota; Metazoa; Arthropoda; Insecta; Diptera; Muscidae
Product: cyclin-dependent kinase inhibitor 1B-like
Exons: 3
Coding region: 21-734 (237 amino acids)
Biological process (GO): regulation of cell cycle
Cellular component (GO): nucleus
Molecular function (GO): cyclin-dependent protein serine/threonine kinase inhibitor activity
Source: RefSeq, a predicted model, not a curated record